Klebsormidium nitens is the source of this 2245-nucleotide messenger RNA. The record is from the annotation of a GenBank genome assembly. Lineage: Eukaryota; Viridiplantae; Streptophyta; Klebsormidiophyceae; Klebsormidiales; Klebsormidiaceae.
UAGGAGCAACUUGAGCUCUGGAGUUUGGUCACAUGGAGCAUUCUCCAACGACAGAGCAAGAAACACGAGGCGCAGGCGCAGGCGCAGACACACGGGCGCAUCUUCUCUCCAGACCCUCAACUUGUUUGAAGACGUGCAUCUUGGGAGAAACAAAAAGUCGGCAAAACCUACACACAACCUGGGCCUUUGAUAUCGAAAAUGAGCCGCUACGACAGUCGCUAUUCAGAUUCCUCAUCCUACAGGGAUCGGAAAAGCGACUUUGGUGGAUAUAGCGGUGGUGGUUAUGGGGAUGGAGGCUAUGGUGGGGGAGGUUACGGAGGUGGUUCAGCAUAUGGAACGAGGGAUCUUGACAGCAUCGAGCUGCCAAGGCAGCACUUCGACAACCUGCCUGUUUUUGAGAAGAACUUUUACAUUGAGCACCCAGCGGUAGCUGCCAUGUCCGAUGCGGAGGUAGAAGAGUACCGCAGGCGGCGAAAUAUCACCGUGGAAGGGCAGAACGUACCCAAGCCAGUGCGCACGUUCGAGGAGGCUUCGUUUCCUGAGUACGUCCAGGAUGAAGUGCUGAAAGCAGGCUUCCAAGAGCCCACUGCCAUUCAGUCUCAGGGGUGGCCCAUGGCAUUGAAAGGGAAGGAUCUCAUUGGGCUUGCCGAAACGGGCUCCGGAAAGACUCUGGCGUAUUUGUUGCCAGCUAUUGUGCACAUCAAUGCUCAGCCCUAUCUCCAGCCAGGCGACGGCCCCAUUGUCCUCGUCCUGGCCCCCACUCGCGAGCUGGCGGUGCAGAUCCAACAGGAGGCCCAGAAGUUUGGCUCCAGCUCGCGCAUCAAGAACACGUGCGUCUACGGCGGCGCCCCCAAGGGCCCCCAGACGCGCGACCUCAGAGCGGGCGUGGAGAUUGUAAUCGCCACCCCGGGCCGGCUGAUCGACAUGCUCGAGUCCCGGGUCACCAACCUGAAGCGGGUGACGUACCUGGUGCUAGACGAGGCCGAUCGCAUGCUGGACAUGGGGUUCGAGCCGCAGAUCCGGAAGAUUGUGAGCCAGAUCCGGCCCGACCGGCAGACGCUCUACUGGAGCGCCACCUGGCCGAAGGAGGUGCAGGCGCUGGCAAACACGUUCCUGGGGGACUACUACAAGGUAACCAUUGGGUCCCCCGACCUGAAGGCCAACCACAUGAUCGAGCAGAUUGUGGACGUCAUCUCCGAGCACGAAAAGUAUGACAAGCUGGUGAAGCUGCUGGAGCAGCUGAUGGACGGCAGCCGCAUCCUGGUGUUCAUGGAGACCAAGCGCGGGUGCGACCAGGUCACUCGCCAGCUGCGACUGGACGGCUGGCCCGCGCUCUCGAUCCACGGGGACAAGAGCCAGUCGGAGCGCGACUGGGUGCUCGCCGAGUUCAAGUCGGGCAAGAGCCCCAUCAUGACGGCCACCGACGUCGCCGCGCGAGGGCUGGAUGUGAAGGACAUCAAGGCCGUCAUCAAUUACGACUUCCCGGGCACCAUGGAGGACUACGUGCACAGGAUCGGCCGAACGGGCCGCGCCGGCGCGAAGGGCAUAGCGCACUCGUUCUUCACCGCUGCAAACGCGAAGCACGCUCGGGAGCUGUGCAGUGUCAUCUCUGAGGCGGGGCAGACGCCCAACCCAGAGCUGCUCAGCAUGGCUUCCUCGUCGAGAGGGUUCGGUGGCGGCGGCGGCGGUUUCCGCGAUAGGGGUCGUGGAGGGGGCGGCCGUGGAGGCGGAGGAUUUGGCAGCUCGGGGGCCAAUGCUUUGCCUCUGGGAGGUGGGGGUCGAUGGUAAAGAGAAUGGAAACAAUGUCUGAAGAUUGCCAUUGUUUACGAGAAGAUAUAGAUUGCUAAGCCCUAGUCAGACAAUAAGCAGAUUGCAUCGAGUCGGAGGCGGAACUAAGAUCAAACACAACCGUUCUCAUGUCAAGACCCUUGUCUUUCAAGAUCUGUCAAUGCCAAGUCGUUUGGUGUGUUGAAUUCACUCUUGACAGAAACGGAUUUACUGUAAGGGUGUCUGAGGGAGUCGUUGAACAUGAAGCUCAAUAUUUUCCAAACGACCGUGGUCGCAUGUUCAUCGUGGCGCUUGCCAACAUUGAGGUUAGGAGAGACCCUCGCUCACCUCGCUCAUUGUAAGUUCCGGCCUGAGUAAAUAACGAUGUUUCAGACAGAAGGAAAGCUAUUCAUCAUCGUUUAGGUGCUCCUCUAAGGAAUUUGUCGAAAAGUUGUUGCGGAUUAGUAGCACCCGGCCC